UUUGGAUUUAGAUUCUCCUCUCUCUCUCUCUCUCUCUUCCAUUUUUUGUUUUGGGGCUUUCUUUCUUCGAGAGCGCUUUUCUCGCGCCCUUUUCCCUCCCAAACUCCAGAACUUCAAAUUUUCUUCAUCUUCAUCUACAUCUUCAAAAUCCGCUUCUUCUCCACUCUUCCAUCUUCUCUUCCCAGGUUUCGCUAGUUGAUUAUUGGAUUGGUGUAAUUCGAUCUGUGUUUAUUUUUCUGUCGCUGAGUUUUUGCGAUGAGUGAAGAUAGCUUAGCAGAUAGGGGGUUGCAUAGAACCCGUCCUGCACUCGGCGAUUUGACCAAUCGCCCGAUUAAGAGGGGGUUUUCUGCGCUUUUGGGUGAUCCUGGUGUUAAAUCCGGAGAUGGCUAUGUCAAGAAUGUGGGAGGGGACAAUGCCGACUCGCAAUUCGCGAAGCAGGUUCGUUUAGGAGUCGAGAAGUUUCUGCGAGAACAAGGAUUGACUUUGACGAAGGAUAAGCAGCCUUGUGGAUCCUCGUCGACUUAUACGGAAACUGAUGCCUCACAGGAGAAUACCGAGUCUUUAGUCUCGAAUAUGCGCCGAGAAUUCAAGAAGCCUGAAGUUUUAGACGGGGGUAUUCAUAAAAGUGUUGUGGAAGUUGGUGAUGUCUCGAGAGACAGUUCUUUUUCGAGUGUUUCGAUGGCCGCGAGCAAAGAAAUGCAGAACAAAGAUUGUGUUGUUUUGGACAGUGAAGGCAGACGUGCUUCUGAUGCUACUCAAAGCAAUCUUUUGCAAGGACCAAUUGUCACUGUAUUCAAGGAUAAUGAGGGUCUUAGUGUUGGUAAACCGGUGUCAACGGAGUGCGGUUCUUUUGAGUGGUCGAAGUUUCCGAAGCAGGGUCCUAUAUCACACGAAUUGGGGAGAUGUGCAACUCUUCAGGGUGAUGGUUGUAGUAAUGCGAGUGUCGGUGAUGACUUUAUCAACGCUUGUUCUUGUUCGUUUUGCUUGAAAGCUGCUCACAUAUGGUCGGAUCUCCAAUACCAGGAUAUAAAGGGUCGGAUAGCUGCAUUGAAGAAGAGUAAAAAAGAAGCACAUACCUUGGCUCAGAAAAGUUGCAGGGAAAAGGAGACUGAUACUCACAAUCAAGGAGAUCCUAUUAAUUCAUCGAAUCUCGAGUCGGAUCUCACGGGUCACUGGAAAUCUCUCUUUUGUCAUAUGGAGGAUAUAUUUGUUCGUGAAAACAGUCAACUUCAAGCAAGUUUUCUCGCACUAAAAGAUUUGAGAGAGAACUGCAAGAUGGAUCUGGAGAUGAUCAAUGCAAUACCUUCAGAGAAACAUUAGUAUGCUUCUAAUGAUUUAAAUAUUAUCUUGUCACUUCAAUUUAGUAGCUUUCACUCAACUCUCUGCUUGCAAAUGCAACCGCUUGUGUGUAUUCCUGAAUUGUUCUACAAAAGAUUGCAAAAAUCAUUGUUUUUAGAGCUGUAAUGCAUUCGUUAGUUCAUACGUUUCCUCAUUGUCUGCCUCAAGUAAUGUUUAAACCCUUUAGCAGGCAACGCGUUUACUGUUUUUUCAUUUGAUGAGGUGUUCCUACUUUUCUAAUGUUCACAUUUCAAGGUUAUUUUCUUUCAA
Morus notabilis is the source of this 1608-nucleotide messenger RNA. RefSeq lists its product as uncharacterized. Lineage: Eukaryota; Viridiplantae; Streptophyta; Magnoliopsida; Rosales; Moraceae. The coding region runs from base 256 to 1320 and encodes 354 amino acids. The record is from RefSeq and is a predicted model, not a curated record. The transcript is spliced from 5 exons.